AUGAAAAAGACAGGCAACGGCAGCGUGUUUGCUCAAAGGGCUCAGGUAUGUUCGUCCUGCUCCUGCUCGUUGCUCAAUUAGCUGAUUUUCAUGAGACCUGGCUGGCGAUCGAGUCAAUCAAGAAUGCACUGUCUCCACUGGGCAUCGAGGACAGACAGACAUACCGGGUGACCUUCGAUGGCAACGGCAACGUCACAGUACACACUUUCAGCGAGGACCGCCACAGUCUCCAGGACUCUUUACCCGCUUCGACAUCCCAAACUUUGGUUCCGACUACAUUUCAUGACGAAGAUUCCGGCACCGAGAAUGACGGAACCAGACUCACUGGCGAACACGAGUCUGGACCCAGGGUCAAGCGUGAGGUCCGUGUACGAGGCCGGUCAAAGAGACGACAAGAGGCCCCCGCGCCGUAUCCUUCCCCAAGAAAACCCAAGAAUUCACACGCUUCGGACCUCGAACAGGACCUGGAACCUAUCCGGCCUCAGAGAAAAGCGAAGAGCUUCCGGAUCGAUGAGACGGAUAAAGUCGUUGCUUUUCUCGGCAGUCGACUGAAGAGGAUGCAGCAGCUGGCAGACAAGAAAAUUGCCAAAGCCUGGAUCAAAGGUAUCUGUCCGAAGAAGCAAGCCAAAUUUCCGUAUCAGAACAACAAAAAAGACCCACAGGCGGGCGAGAACCCGGAAGUUCCUGGUUGGUGGCCGGAGCCGAAUGGCGUUUGUCGAUUUGUUGAGCCAGACCACAUCAGAAGAGAUGGUAAGUUCUUCCAACUCCAAGAUUUGCCGUCCUCCACUGACUUUAGUAGAGCGCAUGAAGCUGUGUCUCCAUCUACUACGUCUGCGUCCCUCUCCUGAACAACUCAAAGCAUGGAACAAAGAUAUGACGGAGCCUCACCCAAUACAUCGCAACGUUGGAUGGACAGCUUUUCUGCAAGAGCUGGCGGGACCUGAGAUCUUCGACGACCUGCCCAAGGAGGACAAGAAGCGAAAACAGCAGCGGCAGGAACUUCUUCACCAGAUGUACCAAGUGGCGCAAAUGGAGGAAGAUUUCCAAAUAGGUGGUAUUGGUAAGUGCAUUCUUCCACCUUCUUGAUCCUAACUCUUACUGACGCUUGGAUCUGGAAGAUGGUAGCGAGGUCUACUCGUGGGAAGAAGACGAAGAGGACCGAAAGCUUCUUCCAACCAAGCGAACGCAUCAAUCAUGCACGACUUCGACAAGGACUUCCAUGUCUCGUUCUUCGUCGGCAUCAGGCAGCUGCAACAGAGCCAAGAGAGUCAAAGGAGGGUCUCUGUCCAAUGAAUCUCCCAUAAUGCCGACACAGCCUGUAGAAGGUGCGAUGGAAGACAUCCACUACGACCCCGAUCAAGUCAGUAACCAAGAACCUGCGCGCGACCACUUCAACUUUCCUCCAGACCCUGGUUCCGGUCGCCCGGAAGCCUUCAGCCAGAGCUUUGCCGCGGAGCCCCAACUCAGACAAAGCAAUCCUUUCAUGGGACAUUUUGAGACCGUUCCCAUGAAGCGAGAGAGUAGCUAUCCCGGCCAUACGCAGGCGCAGAAUCUACCGUGGCAGCCUUCUGGAAUGUGGGUCGCCGAGCCGGUGACGUACUGCUCUUCGCAGUACCAAAAUGCAGCGCAGCCUGUCCAACGUUCCAAGGUCGACACUGUGCCAGAGCCACAGUUCCAUCCCAUGCCAACGGUCCCCAUGUUCCUGCCCAUGGACAUGACGCAGAUGCCGCUUGGCAACUGCGAGAUCCCAUCGGAAUCAACCUAUCCAAAUGGCAUGCCUCCCGCGCAGUAUUUUAUGCCGGCCAACUCAGACCAUCACGAGUUCCAGCGUCCAGCCUCGGUGCCUCAACACGGCUUCCAGCAAUUGGCGGAGCGCCACAUGACUCCGGUCCAAUACAACGGCAUGGCGUUCACCCAACCGGCUUGGCAUGACCGUCAAUAUGCCAGUCAGAAUCCGACCUGA
This is a messenger RNA of Lecanosticta acicola, 1963 nucleotides long. NCBI's taxonomy places the organism in Eukaryota, Fungi, Ascomycota, Dothideomycetes, Mycosphaerellales, Mycosphaerellaceae. The record is from the annotation of a GenBank genome assembly.